GCCGUGUGUGACCUCCAGACCAGCUGGUGGCGCUGCGUGUGAACUGUGGUGCUAGUGCGUCUACAUGUGACAUUGGCAUCAGGAGACAGUAGGAAAGCAGCACCAUGAGGCUGACCGCCCUCCUGUCGAUGGCAGCCAGGGUAGUUGUACCUAAAGAUUACCGGUACGGCACCAACAGACCGUGGACUGUGGCUGCCAAGAGGCUGAAUCCCCCAGGGAAGAGGAGGAAGAAGGUGUUUGUGGAGCCGAUAGCACCGGAGGACUGGACUGUUUUCAGAGGAGACACGGUUGAAAUUCUUGCGGGGAAGGACAAAGGAAAGCAGGGAAAAGUCAUCCAAGUUUUCAGGAAACGAAACUGGGUUAUCCUGGAGGGACUCAACACACAUCACAGAUACAUUGGAAAAACAGGGGAUUACCGUGGGACCUACAUUGCCAGCGAGGCUCCCCUCCUACUCCGAGAAAUUGCCCUCAUUGACCCUUCAGACAGAAAGCCCACUGAGGUUGAGUGGAAGUUCACAGAGGAGGGCGACAAGGUCAGAGUGUCUCUGAGAACAGGUCGACUCAUCCCUAAACCUGUUGUAGAGCGACGAGACGGCAUCGUUCCAGAGCAGUGGAAAGAUGGUCCCAAAGACACCAGUCCUGAGGACACCCUAGAAAAGACAUAUGUACCAUCUUUGAAAACGCUGGAGGAGGAAGUCAUGGAAAAACUGGGGAUCCAGGAAAACAGGAGGCACCGGCGGUCGUACUGGUACUAAGGAAUCACAGACACUCAGGUUCACCUUUAUCCCACAGAGACUCUGAAGACACCAGUGAGUCUGGAUGAAUCACAUGUGAAAAAGAAACUUGAAGAUAACAUGAGUAAAGCGUUCGGACUCCAAAUGACUGGUGUGUCACAUGUUGUGGAAGCUAUUCAAGAGUAAUAUACUGUGCAUUGAAGCAUCUUGUAACAAACCUGCAUCUUAAAUCUUUCCUGAACAGAUGCAAUAUGCUUAUUUCUUUGUAAUAUUAUGAAUAAAUAUAACAUAAUUAUAAAUCA
This is a messenger RNA of Sphaeramia orbicularis (orbiculate cardinalfish), 1036 nucleotides long. It is a transcript of the gene mrpl24, whose product is annotated as mitochondrial ribosomal protein L24. NCBI's taxonomy places the organism in Eukaryota, Metazoa, Chordata, Actinopteri, Kurtiformes, Apogonidae. The record is from RefSeq and is a predicted model, not a curated record. Gene Ontology annotation, biological process: translation. The transcript has 6 exons. The coding region runs from base 105 to 755 and encodes 216 amino acids. Gene Ontology annotation, cellular component: ribosome. Gene Ontology annotation, molecular function: RNA binding; structural constituent of ribosome.